Elaeis guineensis (African oil palm) is the source of this 2048-nucleotide messenger RNA. The record is from RefSeq and is a predicted model, not a curated record. NCBI's taxonomy places the organism in Eukaryota, Viridiplantae, Streptophyta, Magnoliopsida, Arecales, Arecaceae.
UGCUCGGUAGACUGCAGAACCUACGUGAGUUGGAUCUCUAUGGCAACCAACUCGAUGAAAGUCUUCCUUUAUCUCUGCAGAAACUAGUUUCUCUUCAAUAUUUAGAUCUUUCUAAUAACCUGAUGAAGGGUAAUAUUCCUGCAUGCGUCUUUGCAGGUCUUGUUUCACUUCAGCAUCUAGAUCUUUCUCACAACCUAUUUGAUGGACAUUUCUCAUUUUUCUGGUUUGGUAAUCUUUCAAGGCUAGAAUAUAUCGACUUGUCAAACAAUGAGGAGUUAUUUAUACAUCUUGACAGUGGGAAGUUUGUUCCCCCCUUCCAGCUACAGACCCUUAUGUUGUCCCAUUGUAACCUUGAUGCGAACAUCCUUGCAGCACCAGCUUUUCUUGCUUCUCAAUCCAACUUACAAUUUCUAGAUCUUUCCGACAGUAACUUGAUAGGAAAAUUUCCAAAUUGGUUGCUCGAAAAUCUAAUCGUACUAACAUAUCUCAACUUGAUAAAUAACUCAAUAGUGGGUGCAUUUCAUUUUCCGAAUCUUCUGAAUACAAGCAUAUCGACAGUUGAUCUCUCUAUGAAUUUCCCCAGUGGAUCGAUUCCUACAGACCUCGGCACAAUAUUUCCAAAUAUGGCGGCCCUAAAUUUAUCCUCCAAUUAUCUAAUUGGAAAUAUCCCUUCAUCAUUGGGUAACAUGAGUAAUUUGCAAAUGUUGGAUUUGUCCAAUAAUAAUUUGUCCGGUGCAGUACCAAAUAGCCUGAUGAUUGAUUGCAUUGAACUGAGGCUCUUGAAGCUUUCCAACAACAACUUUACUGGAACGUUUCCAAGCAAUUUGUCAGACUACCGGCAAUUAUUGACAUUGGAAGUCCAAAAUAACCAAUUGUCGGGUACAAUUCCAGAGAGUAUAGGAGUUGAUUCAUAUAUGGAGAUCCUUAACCUUGCAGGAAAUCAAUUCCAUGGCCAAAUACCAUCUCAUUUAUGUAAUCUAACAUAUCUUCAAUUGUUAGACUUAUCCAAUAAUAGCUUCUUCGGGUCAUUACCCCCUUGCUUCCAAUUCGCGUGGAUCAGUCUUGCCGGGAAUGCUUUAACAGGAAAAGUUCCAAGUAGUUAUUUCAAUAUUUCAUCCCUUAAAGCAUUGGAUGCCAGCAAUAACCAGCUUUCAGGUAAACUGCCAAGACAGAUAGGAGAAAAUAUGUCUUUGGAGAUUCUUGUUCUUAGUGGAAAUUCACUUGAAGGCUCAAUACCACUUGAGUUAUUCAAGCUACAGUCUUUAUGCAUUCUGGACCUUUCGCAAAACAAUCUUUCAGGAAGAUUGUCUGAGGUUGUUGUCAUUGGUAUUCAGUCAUCCCUUUAUUCGGGUGGGGAUGUUUUCUUAUAUAACAUAAUGAUGGUGGACAUCAUCACCAAAGGCAACUUAUAUGCCUACUCAACAGAUCAUUUGCUUUUGAUGUCUGGAAUUGAUUUGUCUGCAAAUAAGUUGACAGGAAGCAUCCCACCUGAAAUUGGAAAUCUAGAUGAGCUUGUACAAUUGAAUAUAUCAUGCAAUCAGCUAAUAGGUCCAAUCCCUGAAACUUUCUCAAAACUCAAUCAGAUUAAGAGCUUGGACCUAUCAUACAAUCAGUUGAGUGGUACAAUACCCCGGCAAUUGACUCAACUCAAGUUCUUGGAGGUCUUCUCAAUUGCUUACAAUAACUUUUCUGGACGUACACCGGAUUUCAAAGACCAAUUUGGCACAUUCGACAAGAGUAGCUAUGAAGGUAAUGUUAGAUUACAUGGGCCGCCACUGGAGAAGACCUGCACAUCUGCCUCAACCCCAAUUAUGCCUCCCCAAGUAGAAGAAAACCAAGAAGAUAGUAAUGUGGAGGAUGAUGCCAUCUUCUUUGCAAUACUUGCAGCAUCAUUUGCGGCUGGCUUCUGGGGUUGCAUUGCCUUUUUGUCAUGUCAUCACACUGGGCUGCACAUUCGCAGUAUAAUGGAUGGUUACGUGGACUCCUUGACUGAAAGAAUAUUAAUGGCGGCCCAUAAGAGAAACCGCAUGCAGCGGCGUCGCAGGUGA